Molecule: messenger RNA, 2466 nt
Organism: Lynx canadensis (Canada lynx)
Lineage: Eukaryota; Metazoa; Chordata; Mammalia; Carnivora; Felidae
Product: carcinoembryonic antigen-related cell adhesion molecule 6-like
Exons: 10
Coding region: 103-1653 (516 amino acids)
Biological process (GO): regulation of immune system process; signal transduction
Cellular component (GO): plasma membrane; cell surface
Molecular function (GO): protein tyrosine kinase binding
Source: RefSeq, a predicted model, not a curated record
GAAGGACCACAGAGCCAACUUGUCGUGACAGCGGUGCUCCUGAGCAUUUCUGGAGCCGAAGCUCUCCUCACAGAGGGAAGGACAGAGCAGGCAGCAGGCGGCAUGGAGCCCCCCUCGGCCCUUCCCCGAGGAGGGCGUGUUCCCUGGCAGGAGCUCCUGCUGGCAGUCUCACUCCUAACCUUCUGGAACCCUCCCACCACUGCCCAAGUCACUGUUGAAUCGGUGCCGCCCAAUGCUGCCGAAGGGAAGGACGUUCUUCUGCGUGUCCACAAUCUGCCUGCCAAUCUUAUAGGCUAUGGUUGGUUCAAAGGGACAACUAUAGAUCCCCAUAGGGAAAUUGUAUCAUAUGCACCAGACUCACAAGAAAUUAACCCAGGGUAUGCACACAGUGGCAGAGAGACAUUAUAUCUCAAUGGAUCCCUGCUGUUCCAGAACAUCAACCUGAAGGACACAGGAUACUACACCCUACAAAUCAUAAAGAGGAAUGUUCAAGUUGAAAGAGUAACUGGACAGCUCCGUGUAUAUCCGGAGUUACCCAAACCCAACAUCACAAGCAACAACUCGGACCCCGUGGAGAACGUGGAUUCUGUAGUAUUAACGUGUGAACCUCAGACUCAGAACACAAGCUACCUGUGGUCAGUAAACAGUAAGAGCCUCCCGGACAGCGCCAGGCUGGAGCUGUCCCUGGACAACAGGACUCUCACUUUACAUGGUGUCACAAGGAAUGACACAGGACCUUAUGAGUGUGAAACCUGGAACCCAGUCAGUGCUGGUCAUAGUGACCCAUUCACCCUGAAUGUUCUCUAUGGCCCGGAUGCCCCCACCAUUUCCCCCUCAGACUCCUAUUACCGUCCAGGGGCAAACCUCAGCCUCUCCUGCCACUCAGCCUCUAACCCGCCUGCACAGUAUUCUUGGCUUAUCAAUGGGAGCCCCCAGCCAUCCUCACAGGAGCUCUUUAUCCCCAACAUCACUGUGAAUGAUAGUGGAUCCUAUACCUGCCUCGUUUAUAACCCUGGCACUCGCCUCAAUAAGUUCACGGUCAAGACUAUCACAGUCUCUGAGCCAGUGUCCCGGCCCUCCAUCAACAUCAGCAACACCACAGCCACAGAACAUAAGGACUCUGUGGUCCUGACCUGCUCUACAAAUAACACAGGGGUCUCCAUCUGGUGGUUUUUCAAUAACCAGAGUCUAAAGCUCUUGGAAAGGAUGAAGCUGUCCCCGGACAACAGCACCCUCACCGUAGACCCUGUCAGGAGGGAAGAUGCCGGGGAUUAUCAGUGUGAGGUCUCCAACCGGGCCAGUUCCAACAGAAGUGACCCCAUCAGGCUGGCUGUGAGCUAUGGAAGAAGCCCCACGGGCCUCCCUGUGGGGACCAGUGUUGGCAUUGCAAUUGGGGUCCUGGUUGGGGUGGCACUCGUGGCCGCCCUGGGGUAUCUCCUGCUCCGUGUGAAGGCGGGAAGGGCCAGUGGCCAACGUAAUCACAGAGAGAUGGGGCGCCCAGCCUUCACCCCUGGUCAUGGUCCAGUCAGCAGCUCCACAUCCCCGAGCGCCCUACCCAGCCCGAGGACAGCCGUUCCCAUCUACCAGGAGUUACAACACCCUGACAGGAACAUUUACUGCCAGAUCAACUACAAAGGACAAGUGUCUUCUUAGUUUCCUCUUCCCCUAGGAGCUACUCCUUCCAGGGGCCUUCCUGAGACCCCAGACCCUGGGUGGGGUCAGGUGCCCCCACCUGAGCCAGAGAACCAGCUCUAAGCCCAGAGGAUAUUCAGGGACAUGGACCCAGGGUCCGGGCCUUCCUGAUUUCUGGAAGCCCUGACAGGCUGCCACGAACCCCGGAUGGGCCAGGACAAAGGCACCCAUGUCCCAGGAAGUGGGGUUUCCCAGGGAAAGUAUCCCGGGCCCUGACCCACCAGGGACAGCAUGAGGGGAUCUGAUUAAAGAGGACUCUUCCCCCUCCUUGGCCCUUUUUUGGUGAAUGGUGAUUUCUCUGAGCAGAAAUUCACCUGAACCUCUGGGGCCCUUCUCUCCUGGGUCACACAGGGAAAUGUUCCCUCUGAGUUCACCAAGCCCCCACCUUAGUCCCCUGAGAUAGAGGAGGGGCGAGGGGUGUUGACAUGCUGGGACCACGUUAACUCGAAAAGGAGAGAUCACCAGAGCUGUGGCCAAACUAUGACAGCACUCAGCGGUCCUCACCCUGCUCAGGGACCAAGGCUGGAGACAUCUCCAGUGUCUGCACAUGUGCACGGGGUUCUCAGGAGCACAGAACAUGGGGCCUCUGAUGACCACACGAGGAGGAGCUUGGAAGGAGCAGCCAUGGGCAGGCACACAUCCCAGGUGGGACCCCUUCAUAGCCUUUUGGUGUCCUGAGCCCUUUGGUCCUCCUCACCCAUCCCCGGUGGCCCUGACUGGUGGCCUUCACCAAUAAACUUGCCCUGUCCCCAAAUCCAGGAUCCAGGGCACUGA